Messenger RNA from Capronia coronata CBS 617.96, 1722 nucleotides. RefSeq lists its product as uncharacterized. Gene Ontology annotation, molecular function: 1,3-beta-glucanosyltransferase activity. NCBI's taxonomy places the organism in Eukaryota, Fungi, Ascomycota, Eurotiomycetes, Chaetothyriales, Herpotrichiellaceae. The record is from RefSeq and is a predicted model, not a curated record. Gene Ontology annotation, cellular component: cytoplasm; fungal-type cell wall. The coding region runs from base 1 to 1722 and encodes 573 amino acids. The transcript has 5 exons. Gene Ontology annotation, biological process: fungal-type cell wall (1->3)-beta-D-glucan biosynthetic process.
AUGAAGAGCUUCACUGCCGUUGCGACGGCCGUUGCAAGCGCUGCUCUCUUUCUGAAGACCGCCUAUGCCGAUGUAGACCCCAUCGUCAUCAAAGGCUCUAAAUUCUUCUAUCAAUCCAACGGAACCCAAUUUUUUAUCAAGGGUGUCGCUUACCAACAGGACUAUUUGGGCAAUGGCACAACAUCUGGAUCGACAUCUGGCUCAGACAGCUACAUUGACCCUCUCGCCGAUACAUCCUCGUGCAAAAGAGACAUUCCUUACCUGCAAGAACUCCAAACCAAUACCAUCCGAGUCUAUGCUCUCGACCCCACUAAAGAUCACGAUGAAUGCAUGUCUAUGCUAGCAGAUGCUGGCAUCUAUGUCAUUGCUGAUCUCUCCUCCCCUGGGAACUCGAUCGUGCGCGACAGCCCGACGUGGAAUGAUGACCUAUACGACCGCUACACCUCGGUGAUUGAUGCCAUGGCCAACUACACCAACACACUGGGAUUCUUCGCAGGAAAUGAGGUUUCCAACAACAAGAGCAAUACCGAUGCCAGUGCCUUUGCCAAGGCUGCCGUCCGUGACAUGAAGGCGUACAUCAAGCAGAAGGACUACCGCACCAUCGGUGUCGGCUAUGCCACCAACGACGAUCCAGACAUCCGGGUGGACAUGGCCGACUACUUUGAUUGUGGAGACCGUGCAGAUGCCAUCGACUUCUGGGGUUACAACAUUUACUCCUGGUGCGGAAACUCCAGCUAUACUAAGUCUGGUUAUGACCAGCGCACAAAGGAAUUUUCGACCUUCAACGUGCCCGUCUUCUUUGCCGAAUAUGGCUGCAACGAAGUGCAACCUCGGACAUUCACUGAAGUGCAAGCACUGUACGGCCCUCAGAUGACCCCUGUGUGGUCGGGUGGUAUCGUCUACAUGUACUUCCAGGAAGUGAACGACUACGGUCUUGUCAGCGUGUCCGGGGACUCUGUCAGCACGUUGGCGGAUUUCAACUACUUGUCCUCGCAGAUCGCACAGAUUGACCCGACCGGAGUGAAUUCCAAGGACUACACGCCCACCAACACUGCGGCACAGGCUUGCCCCACAGUGAACUCGGAUUGGCAAGCUUCCUCUGAGCUGCCUCCUACCCCGAAUCAGCAGCUUUGUGAAUGCAUGUACAAUGCUUUGACCUGCAUCCCGGACAGAAUUCCCAGUGAUGAGAUUGGCGAUCUUUUCGGCAUAGUUUGCGGUCUGGGUCAAGGCACUUGUGAUGGCAUCAACGCCAACGCGACGGUGGGCGAAUACGGUGCCUAUGGCAUGUGCAAUCCCACACAACAGCUGGGCUGGGCUCUCAACAACUACUACGAACAGCAGGUGGCAGCCGGCAAUGGUGCUUCGGCCUGUGAUUUCUCAGGCUCAGCGAGGACACAGUCUCCCACCAGCCCGACCGGGACUUGCGCCACUUUGAUCAGCCAGGCCGGUAAUGAAGGCACUGGGACGGUCACUUCUCAGCCCAGCCGCACUGCUGGUGCUGGUUCUGGGUCAGGGUCUGGGUCUGGGUCCGGGUCCGGGUCAGGUUCCAGCGCUAGCUCUGGCUCUGGCUCUGGCUCUGGCUCUGGCUCUGGUGGCAGCAGCAGCAGCAGCUCCAGUGCAGGUAUCCCAGGUGUCUCAACCCCAAGCCACAUUGGUCUUGCGUCAGUGGCGUUGUAUCUUUCUAUUGCCUUUGUGUCCGGAGCCGGCAUGAUCUUGUUGUGA